Messenger RNA from Geodia barretti, 1486 nucleotides. The record is from the annotation of a GenBank genome assembly. Lineage: Eukaryota; Metazoa; Porifera; Demospongiae; Tetractinellida; Geodiidae.
GGCCCCGGGGCUGUCGGCGUGCGUUCGAGCGCAGCGAGGACGCUACUAAGCACGGACCAAUCAGAUUGCGCAAUUUAAAUUACCCAGCUCUACAAAACCAACUAGCCGCCGAGAGAGGAUUCAUUUUUCACCGAAAACCAGAUAGAAAAUGGGCCGAAAUCAAACGACUUUAUGUGUUGCAGCCGUUGCGCUGGGUCUCCUGACCUGCCUGGUACAAGAUGGUGCUUCAAAACCGUUCGUAGAGCGGAGCCUCGUUCCACUGGGCUCCAGCUCUUCAGAGGGAACGCCGCCAGGGAACGACGCUGGGCCCGUGGAUUCCUGCGUGCAGCCGCAAUCUUCCUCCGUAUGCACGUUGGAUUACGAAAUGCCGCAGAGCCUGGCCGUAAUCUCUGCAGCUAUUGAGCUGGAGAUCGAGGAAAUCUCCGCCGACGAGGGGCUCUACCGCUCCGGCGAAUGCGCGGCCACUGCAAGAGCGAUCAUGUGCGCCCAGAGGUUCCCACGGUGCGAGAAGCAGGGGGACGGAGAGGUGCAGGUACUCCUGACGUCUCUGAACUGCGAGGAGAUGGUAAGGGAGAACUGCGGUACGGAUGUGGCAAAUGUGCUUCUUGACCGAGACGACUUCUGCGACCUACACAACUCGUCGCUUGUGGCCGCAGAAUGCAAGUCGCUCACAGAACACGAGAACGCAACGAUGCAAGAGGACCGACUGCAAUAUUGCACGCAGGACAUGCAGAGAAAAGUUACUGGGUGGAUGUACGAGCUGAUGCGAUACUACGACACCCGUUUUGGAAUGAUUGCAGAAGAAAUUGACAAGGUUUGCUAUGAGCAACAGGCAAACUUUACCUGCCAGCUGUUGGGCCAGUGCUCAGAGGACGGCCAGAGAGUUGAGAUCCUCAACACAUACGAAUCCUGCGAGAAAUUCAUCAACUGUUUCCCUGAGGCUCAUGCAGAGCGCCUGAGAGAUUUCUACGACUGCAGCCACUGGCCACAUGAGGUGAAAUCAACAACUGCCCCCUCUACUCCUGCCACUACCGCUCUACCCAGCACCUGGCCAACACCGCCUGACAGGAAGAACGAGCAGGUCGUUGGAGGGGGAGGUCCCUCUCAUCACAGACUCUCUCUAUUGACUCUCGCUCUAGCACCACUUGCACUCCACCUUCUCCUCUAGUCCCCCCUCUCUUUCUCCCUUCUGCUUUUGGAUCACUUAUGCCAGAUUGCACACAGAAAUCAUCCUCGUAAUUUAUCACCAGAUGUGAUUUGUACACUUAUUGCUUAAUUUGUGUGAUUGCUUGCAGCUGUGUCAUAAAAUUCUUGUUAAUAAUGUGCAGAUAUUGGUCGGUAUUGGGCGUUCUGCCAGAUGGUAUUCGUUCCUGAAGUUGUGGGCAGCCCAGGCCACCAAUUUACUAGUGGACACACUGAACCCAGAUCAGUGUGUGAUUGCAACGAAGCCACAAGUAACUCCCACAUAAGUCAGAGAAAAAUAUUG